Messenger RNA from Rotaria sp. Silwood2, 690 nucleotides. NCBI's taxonomy places the organism in Eukaryota, Metazoa, Rotifera, Eurotatoria, Philodinida, Philodinidae. The record is from the annotation of a GenBank genome assembly.
AUGAGUUUUACAUUAACUGAAAAACUGGGCACACGUCAUCAACCAGUUGGUGCUCAGACAGUUUUUCAACAUUCAGAAUUAAUGAAUGUAGCAUCUAAUGCAGUACCUGAUCGAAUAUUUAAAGUAGCUUUUAUAGGUGAUAGUGGAGUUGGAAAAACAAGUUUUAUUCAACGAUUUUGUAAGGAUCAUUUUACAGAAGCUUUUUCAGCAACACUUGGUAUUGAUCUACAAGUUAAAAUGCUCAAUAUAGAUAAUCGUAUUAUAGCAUUACAACUAUGGGAUACUGCUGGCCAAGAAAGAUUUCGAAGUAUUACUAAACAAUAUCUACGUAAAUCUGAUGGAAUUAUUCUUGUUUAUGAUGUUACAUCUGAAAUAACAUUUCAAAAUGUUCGUUCAUGGAUAACAUGCACUCAAGAAUUAACUGAUGAAGAUUGUAUUAUAGUUCUUGUUGGUAAUAAGACUGAUUUAUGUAAUGAUGAUGAACGAAGACCUGUUAAAUAUAAAGAUGGAGCAAAAUUAGCUGAUGAAUAUCGAUGUUUAUUCUUUGAAAGUAGUGCUCGAUUAGGUACAUCAGUUAUUGAAAUAAUGGAAGCAAUUGCUCGAUUAAUGCAAGAGAAAGAUGAUCGAUUACGUAAAGGUGAAAAUAUUAUUAAUUUAUCAUCAAAAACAAAAAAAAGUGGUUGCUGUUAA